Messenger RNA from Zerene cesonia (dogface butterfly), 1723 nucleotides. RefSeq names its product kinesin-related protein 12-like. NCBI's taxonomy places the organism in Eukaryota, Metazoa, Arthropoda, Insecta, Lepidoptera, Pieridae. The transcript has 3 exons. The record is from RefSeq and is a predicted model, not a curated record. Bases 383 to 1288 code for a protein of 301 amino acids.
ACAGUUUAUAACGAGAAUGUAGUAAUCAUUAAUUCUUUACGAAAUUCGAAACGGUUUUAAUAGCUACAUAUUACCAUAUGUAAUCGCUAACAAACAUCGCUAAGACAUUCUUUGAAAUACAACUAUUGUCCUGAAUCAUUUGUAUGAUAAGACGGUUAUUAUGCAUCAUACCUGUCACUCAUUAUCACCAUAUCUAAUCGCAAUAAAGAAGUAUUGAUUCCAUUCAUUGUAGGACGCGUUCUUGUGAAUAUGAACAAAAGUGCAGUGCUAGUGUAAUUGUAAAUAAAUGCUUAACUAAUUACAAAUAAAAAUUGAGGUAUGCAUGUAUUCGUAGGUCAUUUAAUUUAUACAAAACCAUUAUCGUAACGCUUCUGUGGAGAUAAUGUUCAAGUUUCGUGGUUUCCGCGCGUCUUUGGACUUCUUAACGGGCAAGCAGCGCCGUGAGAAUCUCGCAACAUCGCCUAUUUCGAUCGGUGGUGCUUAUAAAGUAAACAGAGAGGAAUAUGGAGGGAAUGUGCAUAUACAUAGAGCACCUAAGAAAAUACACCCCUCCAUGGUGCAACUACCCCAUUCACGGGCAAAGCAAACUGAGAAAUCUAAAAGUACGAGCGAUUUGGUUGAACCCACGACCAUCCUACAACAAGCAAGUCGGAGCUCUUACGACGUGUCGCAAAACUCGAGAGCUUCCAAACGCCUUGCAAAAGAACAGAAAAAGUUAGAGAGACAACGGCUAGCGGAGCAAAAGAAACAAGAAAAAAUUGCAGCAAAAGAAAGGCACAAACAGGAAAAACUGGAACAAGAAAGGAUCAAAAGAGGCAACAAAAUGGGUCAUAGUAGGGAACCUUGUGAAAGAACAAUUCCUAGGAAGAAAAGGAACGCUCCACUGCCACCACAAAAUCAAUCAAUAAACGAUACUCAAGGCUCCUCAAAUAGGAAUCAAACAAACGAUAACAAUCGAACACACGACAUACCACGAUCGAAUGCAACGAAUAUUCAGAGACAGAGUUACUCAACGAAUACACUAGAAAGUUCGAUCAGCAGAACCACAGGACCACCGCCGUACGGAGAAUAUCCAGAAAUUAUAAUAGACGAUGAUAACACUGGGAACAUUACUUUCGGGAGACCUGUAGACUACAACAGUAGUUGGAAUUUGAUAUCACAACAUAGAGAGGAAAUGAGAAAACCCGCUGCAUCUGCUCCCAUCCCACCGAGGAGGAAAAAAGAUCUACAGUACCGAGUUGGUAAUUUACAAGUCGGUACAUCCGGUGAGAACAAUAGCGAAGCUUGAAUUAAAAAUGUUUAUUCUAUGUUUAAAGUGGUGAAUAUUGCAGUUCAAUAAUUACACACAGCUUUAUUCUUUUGAAAUUACUAACGAUAAUUAUAAUGAAUCGACCUCUGUGUUGUAUAUUAGGCUAUGCUAUUAAGAAAUUAAGCAAUAAGUUCUGUUUAACGUUUCGUGUUAGUUUUUAUUUUGUAUUUCAGUAACUUUAGAUAAUCAAAUGUGUCAAUAUUGUUGAAUAAGCCACAUUUUAUACUUAGCGAUGCAUGUAUAAUAUUUCGAAAAAUUAAAUUAUUAUGGACAUUUCAAUUGGUUGUUUUACGUAAUGUCUACAUUAAAAAUGCUCAAAUAUUUUGUUUUUAUUAAUAACUUAUUGUAACUAUGUAGCAACGUUAGAGUCGUUAUCGUGAUUUGGAAAUUUUUUAUUAAACAUAUUUUAAUAAA